AUGCUUUCUUUAAGAGUUACCUUCCUUUUUGUAGCUUGUAAUAUCUUAUUGAGAUUGAAAAGGCUCGAGAGUAUAAAUCUCUCUGGCAAUAAUUUCCACAAGAGCAUCAUAUCAUGCCUAACUGCACUUCCAUCCCUCAAGAUUCUUGAUCUUUCCUUGUCUAGUUCAUUGGGAAGUUACUUUCCCGUCCAAGCUUAUGCAUCUUUCCGCUAUUUGGAGGUCUUAGAUUUGAGUUACAACAGUUUUGUUGGGAGUGCCCCUUCACCAAUACAAGCAUUAUCCUCCCUAAGAGCACUCUCAUUCACUUACAAUAAGCUUAACGCCUCAUUGCCGGAUCAUGGGCUCUGUGAGUUGAAGAACCUCAUUGAGUUGGAUCUUAGUUACAACAUGAUGCAUGGAAGUCUGCCUCAGUGUUUUAACAAUCUAUCAUCUCUUAAGUUGUUGGGUGUAUCUUCAAAUCAAUUCUCAGGGAUACUUGUGCCAUCACUCAUUGCUAAUCUCACAUCUCUCGAGUACAUUGAUUUUAGUCAUAACACAUUUAAAGGUUCAUUCUCAUUCAGCUCAUUUUCGAAUCAUUCAAAGCUUGAGGUCAUUCGAUUUUUAAGCAAUAAUGAAAAUUUUGAGGUGGAAACUAAAGAGCCUAUAGGUUGGAUUCCAAUGUUCCAGUUGCAAAUUCUUAAGCUAUCUAAUUGUAAUAUGAAAAUGCCUCCUGGGCUUCUACUUCACCAGCACAAGUUAAGACGAAUAGACAUGUCUCAAAACUCCUUGGAGGGACAAUUCCCAAAUUGGUUGAUUAAAAAUAAUAUCAAUCUGGAACUUCUGAAUCUAACACACAACUUUUUUGGCAGUAUGCCAUUGUAUAGGAAUGCUAAUAUGAGGUGGUUGGAUAUGCCUGGAAAUCACAUGAUAGGUAUUAUUCCCGACAGUAUACCAAGGUUCUUUCCCAACAUGCUUCAUUUGAAUUUGUACAUGAAUGCUUUAAGUGGUGUUAUCUCAUCCUCAAUUGGUGAAUUGAGUAAAUUAUGGAUACUGGAUUUAUCUGGGAAUGAGUUAUCAGGAGAAGUACCAAAGGGAUUGUUUACAAAUAUCCCUCGGUUGGGUUUUCUAAAACUAUCAAGGAACAAACUGCAUGGGGAGGUACUCUCAGGAAACUUAAGAUGGGGUAACAUCCAAGGGGUUUACUUAGAUAGCAACCAUUUCACAGGGGAAAUUGGAAUUAAGAGCAAAUAA
Molecule: messenger RNA, 1230 nt
Organism: Lactuca saligna
Lineage: Eukaryota; Viridiplantae; Streptophyta; Magnoliopsida; Asterales; Asteraceae
Source: the annotation of a GenBank genome assembly